Messenger RNA from Amblyraja radiata (thorny skate), 2490 nucleotides. Its product is annotated as protein NOXP20. Lineage: Eukaryota; Metazoa; Chordata; Chondrichthyes; Rajiformes; Rajidae. The record is from RefSeq and is a predicted model, not a curated record. The coding region runs from base 306 to 1952 and encodes 548 amino acids. The transcript is spliced from 14 exons.
GGGCGUUCACCGCCCGGGGAGGUUGCAGGUUGCCAGCGGUUUCCAGGCGAAGCGACAGAUCUCCGAGUUCUUAGCCCGAGGGUGGCGGAUGCAUGCAAAACUCAGAGAGAACUGACACUCCUCAAAAGUGCUUGGCUCUGCACCGAUGUGCUGCAAUUUACAAGACAACGGACCACGAGUUGGAUUAGUUUCACUAACUUUUUGCUUGCAUGGAUUCGAUGGGCCGAAUUUCCUCAUUCUUACUUAUUUUUCUCGAAUAAUAAUAACCGGGUUGAGCUGUUUAUAAUCUAUGGAUAUGAUUGACGAUGUCUGAGGCAGAGGACGACAUUUCAGUUGCGGUAGAAAAUAUAUCUAUUGAAGAUAGGUCCAGUGCACCACAUGAAAAUUGUGCAGAAAUUUCAACUGAUGUCAUAUCCUCUCAAUUGAACGAUUCUUUGGAGCAUGACCGUGGUGUUGUGCCAAUUGACAAUCAGAGUGGUCUAGAAGAAGAGGCUACAUUAAAAGAUCCAUUGUCCACUGAAGAAGCAAUUAACAUCACAUCCGCUGAGAAUAAUGAGCUUAUAUGUCUUGACUCAGAUUCCGACAGAAAUCAGAUGUUGGAUACACAUAUAUCAGCAGAGGAAAAUUUCACUGAGGCUUCAAUUUCUAAUACAAGUACUUGGGGAUCCUGGGGAGCUUGGGGGAAAUCACUGAUCUCUACAGCUACAGCAACUGUGGGUCAUGGACUGAACACUGUAAAGGAAAAAGCUGAAGCAUCGCUCAAAGUACAUGGCGGUUCCCCAGCAUCUGAAGAGAUGAAACUACCCGAGUCAGAUGAAGUUGCUAUUGCAUCAGAUACCCAAGAAGCACCAUCUGCAGAUGAGUCACCCUCUUCUCCCGCUGCCGAAUCUCGUGGCAUGUUGUCAGCCAUUUCUAAUGUUGUUCACAACACGGGUAAAACUGUAAUCACGGGUGGCUUGGACGCUCUGGAAUUUAUUGGCAAGAAAACAAUGAAUGUCCUUGCAGAGAGUGACCCUGGAUUCAAGAAAACAAAGAUAUUGAUAAAUAAAACAGCCACUUUGUCCCAGAUGUUAAAAGAAGCAAAAGAAAAAGAAAAACAACGACUUUUUUGUCAAAUUACUGAAGAGAAGACGGCUCACUUUGGGAUGAUGUUUGAUGACUUCCAAGGACUUUCACAUUUAGAAGCUUUGGAAAUUUUAUCUAAUGAAAGUGAAAUAAAAGUUCAAUCAGCUUUGUUGUCCCUCACAGGAGAAGAAUUGGAGAACAUGAAAAGAGACCUUAUAAGUAUUAAAGAGGUGGUCUUAUUGAAAGAAUUCAAUACAGAAGAAAAACCAGAGGAACAGAAAGAUGAUGAGGAGUUUGUGAACAUAAUAACUGAGUUACUAUUCGAGUUGCACGUGGCUGCUACUCCAGACAAACUCAACAAGGCAAGAAGAAAAGCUUAUGAUUGGGUGAAAGAGACAAAUUCUACUCUUGCAGUAGAAGCUGAAAGAAAGAUUACAGAAGCAAGUGAUGAAAAAGAGGAUAAACAGGAUGAAAAACAACAACAUGAAGAAAUUAAAAAUCACAAAAUACAAACUGAGGAUGUUUUGAUGUUAUCCAUUGAGAGUCUGGCUGAAGUAACUGCACGUUGCAUUGAACAACUCCAUAAGGUGGCUGAAUUAAUCCUACAUGGACAGGAUAUCGAGAAAUCGGCAAUGGAUCAAGCUAAAGUCCUUACUGCGUUAACUAUUGCUAUGUGUAAGGAAGUGUCCACUCUUUCUCAGAAAUUUAUUUCCUGUUUAAUUCGAGCAGGGGCUAAAAUGAAAGCAGAGGUUCUAAAUCCACAUGUUAAUACUAUUUUGCUGGAGGGCUCUAACAGUGCCACCUACAUCCAAAGUGCAUUUCAGUUGCUGCUUCCAAUUCUUCAGAUUUGCCACAUGCAGUCCAGUACCAACAAAGCAACCAAAUAGGAUGGGAAAUUGUGGCACCACCAUAUUGGAUUAACGAUUAAGUUUCAGAAGUUCAAGCAACCAGUAGCAAACUUGCCAAAAAAAUAGAUUGUCACAAAAAUUAUACUAAGACUACAAAAAACACUAAUUUCUGAAGACACAUUGAAACACUAGUUGCAUUUGUCUUUGAAAGACUGUUAACAGUAAUAUAGAGCUUUGUACUUUUAAAAGAAAUUAUCAUUGCAAUGUGUGAAUCAAUUUAUUGACAUGUUUUAUACCUCCAUGUGGUGCAAUUUCUGCAUUACAUUUUUGAAUUUUUGAAAAUAUUUUUAAUUUCAAAUUGUACUUUAUCCAAAUUUUGCAAACUACAAAUUGUGUGAAUAUUUAAAACCACCAUUGAUACAAAAAUAUAGGCUUGCACUCCGCACCAACUGCACUUUUUCAUCAAGUCAAAGUACAAAUGUUAUAGAUAUAUGUACUUCAACACAGGUGUAAUAUCUGUAGCAUUAUUGAGUAAUGUUGACCAGCACAACAAUACAACAUUGAUAACAUUGCAAGA